Camarhynchus parvulus is the source of this 10277-nucleotide messenger RNA. RefSeq names its product protein phosphatase 4 regulatory subunit 1 (gene PPP4R1). Gene Ontology annotation, biological process: protein dephosphorylation. The transcript is spliced from 20 exons. The record is from RefSeq and is a predicted model, not a curated record. NCBI's taxonomy places the organism in Eukaryota, Metazoa, Chordata, Aves, Passeriformes, Thraupidae. Gene Ontology annotation, molecular function: protein binding; protein phosphatase regulator activity. The coding region runs from base 6554 to 9349 and encodes 931 amino acids.
CUCUGCUUGCGGGGCGGCGUCCCCUCAUGGCCCGGGCACGGCAGGGCGCCGGCGGGGAGGAGCAGGAGGAGGCUAGGGCUGCUGCAUCUGCAGCAGCAUGUGGGUUGCCCGUUCCUUUUAUAUCUCUGUGUUUUGUAUAUCUUUUUUUUUGUGUCCCCCAUCCUUCCCCCCGUCCACCCCUCCCCCUCAGGCUCUCUCUUCCUUGUGAGGGGUCUGGAGCACAUGUCCUGUGAGGAGCAGCUGUGGGAGCUGGGGAUGUUUAGCCUGGAGAAAAGAGGCUCCAGGAGGGACCUUACUGCUCUUCACAGCUGCCUGAGCGGAGGUUGUGGCCGGGUGGGAGUCGCUCUCUUCUCCCGGGCAACCAGCGAUAGGAGAGAGGCCAUGGCCUCAGGCUGCGCCGGGGGAGGCUCAGGCUGGACCCCAGGAGGGAUUUGUUCUCAGAAGGGGUGCUUGGAUAUUGGAAUUGACUGGCCAGGAGAUGGUGGAGUCACUGUCCCCGGAGGUGAUUAAGGAAAGUGGACGUGGCGCUCAGUGGCAUGGUCCAGUUGACAGGGUGGCAUUUGGUCACAGGUUGGAGAGAUGAUCUCAGAAGUGUUUUCACACUUAACUGAUUCUGUGAGUCCUGACACCGCUGGAGAGAUCUGUGGAGAAGAGUUGAUGUCAGGGUGCAAAGUCGCAGAAUUGUGGCCAGGGUGGUGCAAAAAUUACUAGCUCAGGGCUGAGAAGCCUUAGCAUGGCAGACUAGGAUGUUACUCAGAUGAGAAGGUGUCUGUUGAUCGUGUCAGUACUGAGGGAGUUUCUUGGAAGCAGAGGAGGAUGAAUUUUGGGUGGAAAGUGAAAAUGGAGGCAGAGGCAGGCACCUGCCGUGGGUGUGCAGACCCCCUGGUUGCUGCCUGAAGGUGUUGUGUUGGCUGUGCAGUCUGCAGGGCAUCCUCUCACCGGGGCUGGAGUGCAGGAAAAACGCCUUGUGUUUUGUGGCUUACAUUUUUAGAGGAGAGCUAUUUAAACUUUUCAGGAUUUAACUGAUACAUCUUCUUUUUCACGUUUGUCAGCUGACAUUUAGAAGGCUCCUAUUGUGCUUUGCCUUGCACAAAGAGGGAGCCUUUCCCUCAGGCUUUUUUUUUUUAAUUCAGUGUGAUAAGUCACUGUUUGAAAACUCUGUCAUUACAGAGGACUUUUUCAGAAGGGACACACUUAACAAAAAAAUAAAGUGCAUUCUUUAGUUUCCACUUAGAUUAUGGUUUUAAUUGACUGUAAGACAGGAAUUGAAGUUAUCUGUAGUCAUUGGUGGGGUGAAAGAAGGUGUGGGUUCCUGGUGCUGGUCUUAAUGUUAUGGUCUUCAAAAAUGAAAAAAAAUAAAUGCUUGGAGACGUGACUCAGUCCAGAUGAGAGCAUCCUGAAGGCAGAAACCAUAGAAAUAUAAAGAUUUGAAACCUCAUUAAAAAUUACUGAGGUUUUGAUGGAAGUAGAUAAAAGCAAAUGUCUCAAUACUUAUGCAUGGUAUUUUUGGAGGAGAAAAACAGGACUCUCUAUGAAUCAAUAUGUGCUGUUUGGAUGUAGUUCAGUCACACAGUGGCUUUUAUGGUUCUAAAUUGUACAUGAUUUUGUUCUUGGGUGGUGUCUGUGUGCCAAAGAAAAAUAAUACAGAUCAAGGAGACUGUACAUAUCUAGUCAAAAGUACUGUUUCUUGUGCAGUAUUAUUUGAAAUAGCUGUGCCUUGUACCCCUAUACAACAUGUUUUACACAAUUAUGGAAGUGUUUCCAGUUGAUUGGUUGCACGUAUGAAAGAGACAAUUAAAAAAAUAAGACACAAAGUUGCAACUGCUGCCUGAACCCCACCCUAUACUAUCCUUCUGUUGGAAAUAUUUCAAAUGUUUGCAGCUCUUUCAAGUAGCAGGGUUAGACGCUGGUUUAGAGGUGUAUUACUGAAGUAGUAUAAUGCAAUAGUGAUAAAACUGGAAGUGCUGGCAGCUUUUAUGUCUGUGUGAUUCUGCCAGCUGCAUUCUUGCUAAAAGUGUGCUAAGUUAAAGACAAAUAAGAGAAAUACUUGCAGGCAUACCUGUAGUCCUGGUAGCAUAAUUUAGGAGGAGGAAUCAGAUAAAUGUAAAAUAGUCUGAUUGACUGGCUAUUUUGAAAAGUGAGCUAUGUUUUCAGUAAAUUUUUGGGCUUUUAACUGAUCCGUUAUCAAGCAAUAGCAAGACAUCUGUGAGGGUGUGCUGGAGAAAUCAGGAGUGUUUAAGGCUGGAUGCAUGUGUCAAGGUCUGGUUUGGACAUGUGAAGAUGAGUAUCUGAUUGUGCAUAUGGCUCAGGACAUUUCACUAGAUUAGGUAUUCAUCUGUAGCUCAUCAGUAAGCCUAGGUUUGAGUCUGAAUUGUGAACAUUUUUUGUUGUUGUUGUAUUGUUUUGGGUUUUUUUCCCUUUGGUAAUGAGAAUUUCCAGUGUGAUUCAGUGUUUCCUCCUGAAGAAGGAAUCAUUAAGGUGACUUAAGAGCUCCCUUUUGUUGGUCAUGUUCUAAAGCAGUAGGAGAAAGUCCUGGAGCUGAGCAAACAGCCAUGCACAGUUCCUGCAGAAAGCAAUGAACCAAGCAUCUGUGCAUCUUUUAGAUAGGCAGAGUGAAGAACAGCUGGUUUAUGAUCCUUGUCUUUUAAGGUUUCUGGAGUCAAGUGUUUUACUGGAAAGUUGGAGUUUAAUCAACAACUUGUACAGCUGUACAAUUUGUUCUUCUCCUCAUUCAUUAUGCCAACUUGUUAGAAGCUAAUUAACCUGAAAUAUAGAAGAGUAAAAUAUUAUCUCUUUGGAGUGCUGUUUUAAUAGCUGCUCGUGAAACAAAGUUUACCUUUUCUCUGAAGAAAACUUGAUAAAUAUUUAGGUUAAUGAAACAUUCCUAGAUUUCAACAGGGAGCAGUAAAUCUGCUGUUGGAGUAGUGGAGACCUUCAGAAUAUAUGCUGUGGAAGGCAUCUUUUAAAAAAACAACAACCUUCCUUUUGUUGAUUUGUUUAAGAGGUCAGAGAUUAAACAAGAGCUUUUAUAAGAAAGGCUUUCAGAGAGUGGUUGAUAAACCAGCUGGAUUGACUUUUAAAUAAUUAAUUUCAGCUUUGGUUUGCAUUUCUAUUUUGAAAGCUUCAUAUUAUUUUUCUGCUCUUGGUUGCUUGGUAACCACUGGAAGGCUCUGAUUUUUUUUUCUUGAGGUGAAUACAUACUUUACACCUGGUACAUUAAACAGAUGAUUGCUUUAAGUAGUUACAUAGCUUGCAAAUGAAAUGGUAUUUCAGUAUUUUGAUUUUAGCUGAUAUUUCACUUCUGUAGAUAUAGCUCCUGAUGUCAAAGGCUGUGAUAAUAAUUGAAGAAAUUCUGGUUCUUCAGGAAUUCUUUAGGCAGUGGCUUUUCCUUGUUUGCUUGUUUGAAGUAAAAGGAAAAGUAACCCAAACCCAAGGCAGUGAGUGUACCCUGGCUGAACAUACUGAGUGCUAGAAAAGAAAAAUUAAUUCCUAGAUGUGAGUUCUUUCGUGAAAGACAGUUAAUUGACUCUAACCCGCCCAAAUAAGGAACAUACAAUUACAUUUCAUGUAUGUAAAGAUAAAGCUAAGAAGAAUCCUUGUGUGAUAUUAUCCAUUAAAGGAAAAAAAGAAUAAAGGCACCUCACUCUAAAGACAAUAGAGUGAAAAUUAAAAAAUUCAAAGCGGAAGCCUGAGGAAGAAUCUCCAUCCCACUACUUGGAUUGUUGAUUUCCUUGCUCUUCUGUCUGAAAUCUUGCACAGUAUACAAAAAGUCAGGGAAAAUUUGGCUUUUAUUCAAAUCUUUUGUUUUGUGCCUACAAAAUCAAAACAGAGUAGUAUAACUGUCUAAGAUAAGUACAGAAAAGAAAAGAAAAUAGGCAGCAAAAAUGGUUGAAAAGCAAACCUGGGCUUGUGGAAAAUGAAGCGUUCUUUAUGGCUCUUGCCAGACAGUUUGUGUUCCCCCCUCCCCUGGCUGUUUCUGAAGGCUGAGCUGAUCAGUCCAGAUAGAUGAAAUGAAACGUACCAUGAUGCUGACGUCUUUCAGUCUGACCAUUGAUGUGUGCAGGAUGUGUGCUCUGAAAAAUAGAGCCAUCUGCAAUUAGAAUUUGGAUUUGGGAAGGGGAUAGCUUUAUUCAACUCAGUAUUUUAAUUGUGAUUUAAAUCUGGAGAGAAGAGAAAUUUUGAUCUGAUAACUGGUUUUAAUAUUGCUUUACAUUUGUUUUUGGAAAAAGUCUUUGUUAGUGAUAGCUGACAGCUGCAUUUGCGUGCAAUGUCAGGACUUCUGGUAGUUGCAAGUAUAUGUGCAUGCUUUGGUGGUUAUGUAGCUUACUCGGAUUUUGAAACUUUACCUUUUGCCAUUCCUUUUUCUGUACACUUGGUCUCCAGAUGUUUUAACUAAAAAUGCAGAAAAUUGAGUUUUACUAUCUACACAUUGUUUAGACAGUUCUAGUUUAGAACUAUUAAAAAUGGGUUUUUACAUAUAUAUAUAUAUAUAUGUAUAUAUAUAUACAGAUACUCCUGUGCCUAAACUUGUUUUCUAUAGCGCUUAUUGCUUUAUUUCUUUAGCAAUAAGGUAGUUUUUGCAAUUGGCAAAUCUAAUGUUACUGUUUGGAUUUUACUAGUGCAUGAAACAGUUCUAAAAACUAAAAACAGAAUAGUGAUGAUCCAACGUAGGUGUAUUUUUAUUAUUGAGCUCUUUUCCAUUGAUUAAAAAGGGAGGACAGGUCUUCCUAGCCUCUCCUCCCAGCAGGCUUCUCAGUGAGUGGAACAUUUUUUUAGCUGAGUUGAAGAAAAUUCUCUUUGUGCAUCUGUAGAUGUCAAAAGCUGUUUUAUCAUUGAUGCUAUGUUCUCUUUCCAGGUGAUGAGCAAAUCAUCUGGCAUUAGCAGUGAGCUUGUGUUGGUUGAAUGCUUUUAAUUAAAUUAUUCUCUUAGACUUAGGGUAGGGCACAAGCCUCUUUCAAAAUGGAAGCUAAUUUAAUUUUUUUUAACCUUUUUUAAUGAUAAUUUAAGUUUAAAAAAGUUGUUUUUUUCUUUGUUGUUGUUUUGUUUUUAUAAAAUCAGUCUGUAUUUCCCUGCGGUGUCAAAUCACAGUCACAGCUUGAUGCUGUGUAGUAGUUUUUAUUCUCUGGUAGUGAAUUAUGCUGGCAUAACAUGCAUUCAAUAUAUUAAAAUUCACCUUCCCUUUCCCACAGCUGUACAUAGUAAUAUCAGAAGCUGUUGCACUGUGGCUUCUUUGUUCCUUUACCACAGAAUAAGAAUUAGCAGAUUUUGUUAUGCUGGUAGUUAUUUUGUAUAGGCUGCACAUUGUGUCACUCUUAGACUUAAUUCCAGAUUUGAGUACAGCUAAAUUUCCAACAUGAGGUUCAGAUGCCCAGUUGCAGUACUGACCUUUUGGUCCCAUCAGAGUCUGAGCUCUGGUGAGAGUGCUGAGAUAGUCUGAGUUACUGCGUUGGCAUUUAAACAUUGCAAAAAAGUAAUAACAGAAAUUACUGGCAGACUUUCUGUAGUGAUUGGAAUCAGUUCUCUGGUGUGACUGAGAUUCUGCUCCUUUGGGAAUCCAAUAACCGUUCCUUAAUGCUAAUGAAGCACACUUGUUAAGUCCCUUGUUUUCCCUGGAGAUCAGGGUUUAAUUCUCCCAAAACUUCAGUUCAUUUCUUUGUCUUUUAAUGUGGUGAUUGACCCUUAUAGAAACUGGGAGACUCAGGUGGAUGGCUGUGUCCCCAUGGAAUUCUGGUGUUAGUGGUCUCAGGUGGGGUAAUGGUUAGUCUCUUUCUCCAGCAACCUCUUCGGAUCCUAGAGAAAAGAAGAUGAUGUGAGGAAAGGAUUGUGCUUGAUUUGAUGUAGGCUAAUGAACCUUUCUUGUGCAGCUGCACAUUUUUUCUCCAUUACACCUAGUAGAGGAUCGAAGAAGUAAUUUUCUAGGCUUUCAGCUUUCUGAAGCCACUAGCAUCACUUCUGAUGUGGGAAUGUGCUUUUCACCAGCCAACUUUUAUUAUCCCAUCUCUGGCAGGGAUCCUCAGUUAAGGUUGCCAGCUUUUUUUUUUUUCAUUGUCUUAUGAUUUAUCUUCCAGGGCUUUGGAUAUUCUCCUCCUUCUCCUUUCUCUCCCACUUGCAGCUAAAAAACAGGGAGUGAAAGAGUCAGGAAGGAGCUGGAAAUGUUCAAAAUCCUAGGCUUAAGAUAGUGAAACCUUGGUGCUUGCUGUUAUUUCUGACUGCUGACCUAUUGUGGAGCUGGCAGACUGCAGUGUGUUGAAGCUGAAAUGCUUUUCUUUCCUAUGUGUGCCUUUUGCUGCUAAGGCUUUCCCUCUGUGUGGGCAGGAGGUUUUCAUUGCAAGAGUUAUAACAUGAGCAGAACUGGAUGAAAGGAUAGCUUCUGCUCUGAGAGCUGGAGGAACAGUUCCCUCUUUGGAAGACCCAGCCAGGGACAGCUGCUCCUAAAGGUUCCCAGAAUAUCAGUGCUCCUCUGUCUGCUUUAGAAGUUGGUGUGGAUGACUACAGCUCAGAGUCUGAUGUGAUUAUUAUACCUUCAGCCCUGGACUUUGUCUCACAAGAUGAGAUGUUGACGCCUUUGGGAAGAUUGGACAAGUACGCUGCAAGUGAGAACAUAUUUAACAGGCAAAUGGUGGCUCGAAGUUUGCUGGACACUUUGAAGGAAGUCAGUGAUGAUGAGAGAGAUUGUAUUGCUGUGUUGGAGAGAAUCAGCAGAUUAGCUGAUGAUUCAGAGCCAACAGUGCGGGCAGAACUGAUGGAACAGGUGCCUCAUAUUGCUAUGUUCUGUCAAGAAAACAGACCUUCAAUCCCUUAUGCUUUUUCCAAAUACCUGCUACCAAUUGUGGUGCGAUACCUUGCCGACCAGAAUAACCAGGUCAGAAAAACAAGCCAGGCAGCGUUGUUAGUGCUGUUGGAGCAAGAACUCAUUGAGAGAUACGAUGUGGAGACCAAAGUAUGCCCUGUGCUGAUAGAUCUGACAGCUCCAGACAGCAAUGAUGAUGUGAAGACAGAAGCUGUGGCUAUUAUGUGCAAAAUGGCCUCCAUGGUUGGAAAGGACAUCACGGAAAGACUUGUGCUUCCCAGGUUCUGCGAGAUGUGCUGUGACUGCAGGAUGUUUCAUGUUCGUAAGGUAUGUGCAGCCAAUUUUGGAGAUAUCUGCAGUGUGGUUGGACAGCAGGCCACUGAAGAAAUGCUGCUGCCAAGGUUUUUCCAGCUCUGCUCUGAUAAUGUGUGGGGAGUUAGGAAAGCCUGUGCUGAGUGCUUCAUGGCAGUUUCUUGUGCAACAUCGCAGGAAGUCCGGAGGACAAAGUUGUCGACCCUUUUUAUUAAUUUGAUUAGUGAUCCUUCACGAUGGGUUCGCCAAGCAGCUUUUCAGUCUCUGGGGCCUUUCAUAUCAACUUUUGCUAAUCCAUCCAGCAGUGGCCAGUACUUUAAGGAAGAAGAUGGUAAAAACCCAGAAGGUUGUGAUUCUGCACAGGAGAGCAGCAGUGAGCAAGUCAGGACCACAGAAGAUGGCACAACAGAUGAAGAGCACAACAGGACAGAGGAUCUGUCUUCACAUUGCGAUGAUAGUGAUGAUUUUGCAACAAAACUUGAAAAUGUCAUAGAAGAUCAAAAUACAGUGUCAAAUAACUCCAAGAGGGAAAGUGAUUUCCAGACUGAAUCAUCCUUCCAUUGCACUUUGUCUUCAGAAUCUUGUGGGGAAAUGGCAGAUGAGAACGAGCAAAGUUCUCAUUGCUGUACAACAGCUGUGCAGGAGGCUGGGCUGAAUUCACAGGAAACCUCUCUUUCAGAGCAGGAAUUAUACAACUCUUUCCAUUUUUGGAGGACUCCACUUCCUGAAAUAGAUAUUGACUUUGAGCUUCAGCAGACUUCUGAUAUAAAACUCGAUAGAGAAAUUCAGGAACUCACUAUGCCAGUGUCUCCAAGCAUUCCUAUGGCAACAAGGAAAGAAUUAGAAGAAAUGAUAGAAAAUUUGGAACCCCAUAUAGACGAUCCAGAUGUUAAAGGUCAGGCAGAGGAAGUCAGGACAGGUGUUGUCUCCAUCCCGUUAAAGCCCCUAAGCAAGGGCAGUCCAGCACAAGUGGAGGUGUUGUCUGCUGCACUCAGAGCAUCCAGUUUGCAUCCUCAAGACGAGACAAUGGCCAGUGUUGGCAAGGGAACAGAUUCACAGACUGAACUAACCAUCAAUGACCAACAAAGUUUUAAACCUAUACUGGGUGAUAUUGUGCCUUUAAUUGGUGACACUGUCGAGAGUAUGGAUUCUACACUUCACUAUAUUCAUAAUGAUUCAGAUUUGAGUACCAACAGUAGUUUCAGCCCUGAAGAAGAAAGAAAAUCCAAAGUGCAGGAUGUUGUACCUCAAGCCUUGCUGGAUCAGUAUCUCUCCAUGACUGAUCCGUCCCGCGCACAAACAGUGGACACCGAGAUUGCCAAGCACUGCGCCUACAGCCUGCCCGGCGUGGCACUGACCCUGGGCAGGCAGAACUGGCACUGCUUGAAGGACACCUACGAGACUCUGGCAUCUGACAUGCAGUGGAAGGUUCGGCGGACACUGGCAUUUUCCAUACAUGAGCUUGCUGUCAUCCUUGGAGAUCAGCUUACAGCUGGAGAUUUAGUUCCUGUCUUCAAUGGCUUUUUGAAGGACCUAGAUGAAGUGAGGAUAGGUGUGCUUAAGCACUUGCAUGACUUCCUGAAGCUUCUUCAUGUUGACAAAAGACGAGAGUAUCUUUAUCAGCUUCAGGAAUUCCUGGUGACUGAUAAUAGCAGGAACUGGCGUUUCCGUGCUGAGCUGGCUGAGCAGCUGAUUUUGCUCCUAGACCUGUACAGUGCCAGGGACAUCUAUGACUACCUGCGGCCUAUUGCUUUCAGCCUCUGUGCAGACAAAGUGUCCUCUGUCCGCUGGAUUUCCUACAAGCUGGUUAGUGAAAUGGUGAAAAAGCUGUACAUGGCUUCAACGCCAACCUUCGUGAUAGACCUCAUGAAUGAACUUGUUGAAAAGUUCUGUAGAUGCCCCAAAUGGUCUGGUCGGCAGACUUUUGUCUUUAUUUGCCAGACUAUCAGUGAAGAUGACUGCCUGCCCAUGGACCAGUUUGCUGUGCAUCUGUUGCCACACUUACUACACUUGGCAUCUGACAAGGUUCCAAAUGUUCGAGUCCUUCUCGCAAAAACAUUGAAGCAAACCCUUUUAGAGAAAGAGUAUUUCCUGAAUUCUGCCAACUCUCACCAAGAAGCUGUGGAACAAACAAUUAUGGCUCUUCAAAUGGAUGGUGACAGUGAUGUCAAGUAUUUUGCAAGCAUCCACCCUGCCAGUACCAAAAUUGCGGAUGAUGCCAUGAGCACUGCUUCAUCAACUUACUAAGUUCCCAAUGUUGCUAUAAUUAAAAAAAAAAAAAUUAAACCAACUAUCCUCAAAUGCUUCUAAAAUGGUUGAUUUAGAGCAACCUCUUUGGAAGAAGGGAUUUCUUGCCAGAUUUAACAGGUGGAUGUUAUCUAAAUGUGAUAACCAGGGAUUUUAAGUCAAGGCAAAGUAAGCAUACCUGUGUCAGCUUGACUUUAGAAAAACACUGCUCAGAGGAUUAUUUUUGCCACCGAAGCCUUAAAUCUUCUGUCUUCCUGAACAAAUGAAACUUGAAUUGGCAGAUCAUUUUCAUUGUAGAAAGGAUGUGAUGAUUUCCAGAGACCUGCAUUGUUUCUCCUGAGGAGUUAACUUAGCAAGUAUUUUCUGUAGCAGCUGAUGGGCGGGAUGGCCAGAGAGGCGAGUUUGUACAGGGACUGAGACCUCCAGUAUUAGACCUAAAGUUUUUAUCAGUCAAGGACUUGAUUUGUGUGCAGCUGGGCACACCCUUAAGUGGGAAUGGCUUUGAUGUUUGUAAAUGGGAAAAGUAGAAAUUUGGAUUUCUCUUAAGGGCUCAGUGCUAACACUAAACUAGAAUCUGAUUUUAAUCCUUAAAUGCAGCAUAUUGCUGUAUCCAUUAGCAGAAAACUUUGCUGAGUACCUGUGUCCUAAUUAUUUUCAUGCUGGUCAUGACCUAAAGGAAAUUUAUUAGCACAUGUACUUUAAGUCAGGUAUUUUUAACUUGAUCAUGAUCAGCUCUGAAGGUGCAACUUUUUUCUUCAUAUACUGUACAUAUCUGUGAGCCUCCUUGGAGUGCUGCAGUCUAAUCUUGUUGUUUAAAAGCUGUUGUGAUACAAGUUGUUCUCUACUUGUCCAAAUAAAAUUUAUUAAUAAGAUGGAAAGAAAUCUUGUGACCUUUUUAAGACAUUAAAAAAAAAAGUUUGAAAUUUAA